AUUCGAUGACUCAUCAUUGGUUCGCUCGAAACUACGUACUGAUUUUGUGUUCCUUUACUGCCACUAUCGCUUUGAGCGUAUUCAGCUUUAUGCAGUAACGUAUGCGAUUCUGAAACGUUAUAUAAAGAAAUUAUUUGGUGAUUUUAAAAUUAAAAUGUGAAGACGUACGGUACAUAAUAAUAGUGACGAAGUAAAGGAAAAAAAUGUGGUGAAUAAAAAUAGUAUGUACCAAUCGUACAUAUUUUUUUUUUUUUUUAUAAAAGUGUGUAAUUAACACAAAUAAUUUUGCGCAAAAAAUCACACUGCACGACCUUUUGUCAGUUUAAAAUUUUCAUUCGCCUUGGUUAGUAAGAUAUGUAUACCACGAAUAACAAGAUGAGAUAAGAAAACUAAGAUUAUCAUUUUCCGCAGUUUAAAUGAACGCCGGAUUUCCCGCGUGCGCGACUUCUGCUGAUCGCACGCUCGAUCAGCUGAGUGCCAGCUGUAGUCUCCACAGUUCACUGUGCCUGCGACUUCUCAGCCAAUCAGACGGCGCUCACUUGAAAACACUGCCUUCCCCUUUCCCUCCAAUACUCCGCCGGGGCCCCGAGCUGCUGCUGCAGUGUUCACUGUAGCCUGUCGUCGUUGCUACUGAUCUGCUGGAACCACUAUGCAUCGUCAGAGUAAACAGCGACCUACGCUUCUCAAGAGGAAAAGACAUGUUGCUGAUGAGGUUACAGAGAACUGUGAAGAUUCCGGCCAGGUUGAACAAGACAGGAGACGCUCACGAAUAGAGACUUGCACGGAUGACUGUACCACUCGCAGCAGUAGCAGCAGCUGCUCGGAUGACUUCGCUGUGAGCAGCAGCGCGGAGGAGUCUGCGACUACCAGCAAGGCAGGCGCAGACAUGCUGCAUGCCAGUUGGAGCGAGUACCAGCACCAGUCGUGCCUGCUGACCCCCACCAAGGAGCGCCCCAUCCCCCUGCCGCUGCUGGCGUGGGCGGACCGGAGGUACGUGUGGGACCUGAUGUUCCGCAAGGACGAGAUGUCGGUGUGCGAGCGAGACGAGGACAUGAUCCAGAGGCACCCGCACAUUGAGGCGCGCAUGCGCUCCAUCCUGCUCGACUGGCUCAUCGAGGUAUGUGAAGUGUACAACCUCCACCGAGAGACAUACCACCUGAGCAUGGACUACAUUGACCGGUACUUGUCCAUCCAGAGGAACGUACAGAAACAAAGACUGCAGCUCAUAGGUGUGACCUGCUUAUUUAUAGCUGCCAAAGUAGAAGAAAUCUAUCCACCAAAGAUUUUAGAAUUCGCAUUUGUAACGGAUGGUGCUUGCACAGACAAUGAGAUUAUGACCAUGGAGCUAAGCAUAUUAAAGACGUUGAACUGGAAGUUGACGCCCAUCACGGCCAACAGCUGGCUCAACACCUUCAUGCAGGUGUCGUGGUCCGGCAAGAACAGGCGGCGGGGGGUGCUCAGGACCCAGGAGGAGUUCCUGCUGCCCAAGUACUCGGGCAUCGCGUACGCCCAAGCGGCUCAGCUCGUCGACCUGGCCAUGCUGGACGUCGGCUGCCUCCGGUUCUCCUACAGCGUCGUCGCGACGGCGGCCAUCUACCACAUGUUCAACAGGGAGCUGGCGUUGUUCGUGUCCGGUUUCGAGUGGAACGACAUUUCGUCGUGCAUCCAGUGGAUGGCCCCGUUUGCGACCACGGUGAGGGAGGUGGCGUCGACCAGCACGUUCGUGCCGGUGAUCGAGCAGAGCCCUGGCGGGGCGAGGCCCGCGCUCACCCCAGCUCCCGGCGAGGAGUACAAGCUGCAAGUGCACAACGUGGACCUCAACAUGCUGGAUACUGCCCAGAAGCGGAUGCACCAAGCAUCGUCCGUGGAAGCUAGUCCCGUGAAGGAAACUGUUUCUCCUGAUGUGUUGACACCUCCAUCCAGUCGUAAAAAAACUACAGAUGAAGCAUCUGUGUCCAUGACUGAAAGUUUUGUAUGACACCAACUGUAGUGAAAAUUAGUCCUGAUGAAUAUGUGCCAUCAUCCUCUAUUGUCAUAGCUUAACAUUUUCAAAUGAACUUUGGGCAUGACCUACUAGAGGAUUUUAUUACAAGAGAUUUAAUGCAUAUUGCAUUUAUGCAGUGACAAAAAAAAAAAGCAGUGAAAAACUGCUACGCUUCCAAAAAGGAACAUGUCAUUAAAUUUUGGAAUUGUUUUUUUACUACCUUUUCCUUUUUAUAAACUGUAUUUUUCAAAAAUUGUCAACUAUAAGUAUGAACUGUAUGAACUUUCAUGCAAGAGUCUUUUUUGUUUGUAUAUUAUGUACAUUUAUAAAAAGCGAAUGUGUUCCGAAUUAUCACAAGAAGUGGGAAAAGUGAUGAAUACAAAGGUGGUCUGAUUUUGGUUUUAAAAAAAUUUAAUAGGAUGUGUUGCAUUGAUUGGGUGCAGGUAUGUGUGUGAUUUUAUUGUUUUUAGUAAUCUUGAGUGUUUCAUAUGUUUUUGUUUAAUGGGGUUUUAUGAAUAUUUAUAAGUUAUUUAAGCCUGUAUUUAGUUUUUUUGAUGACUAAAAUUUCAAAUACUUUUGAAAUUUGUAUUUGGGGUUGAAUUUUUGUAUACUUUUAUUUUGUACAGUAUUAAUUUGUGAGUGGUUUAUAUGGAUAUGAGAUGUUAUCUUCUGAAGCUAGUAGUGCUAUAUUGUAUAACUUUUUGCCAUAUUGAAUAUUGAUAGAAUUUCAUUUAAAUAGAAAGCCAGAAUAAUGAAACAGGAAUUUCAAAUAUCAUUCACACAUUCAAGUAUGGUAAAAUAUUCCAAAUUUUAUUUUAUCUUAUUAGCAAGCUUCAUAUGUUAUAUAUAUUUUUGAUUGUAAUUACUUUUUUUUAUUAUGUAAGGUAAUCAUUGGAUAUCCUCAUUAAUAUUAGAACAGAAAUAUGAUUUUCUGUUUGUAUUGUAAAGUCGGCAAGCUAUGUAAUCAUUUCCUGGUUGUCAAGAUAAAUUUAUUAAUUUCUUAGUCAAGUAUGGAAGUUUGGCUUGCAUUACUAGGAAAUGUAAAAGUGCACACACACAUUGUACAUACCUUAUUUACCCGGAAAUAAUGCAAUCCCAAAAUAUUUGAUUAUAAGUUUAUGAAAAAGACUUUAUGUAUUGGAAAUUGCAAUUCAAGUACAUACCUUUUGAAAAAAUUUUAAAUUAUUAAAUUUAUUCCAUGUUUACUGGACCCUUUCUGGUACCACUUUUGUCAGUGCAUCCAUCUUCAUUUUUAUCUUGCUGCUCACAAAUUAUGCAAGGUUUGUUUGUGUGUGGUUUUUAGCACCAAGUGUUUAUAAUUCAUGUAUGGUUCAGUGUGAAGUCUUAUCAUGUAUAGUGCAAUCCAGCUAAUUUGAAUAGACUGCUCUCAUAAUCAUUUUAUUCAACUACACAAAAUUCAACCAAUAAAAUAUGUUUCUGAAUACAGUAAACUGUUGAUUACCCAUGUUUAUUAGGACCUACCAAUGCCCUGAUAAUUGAAAUCCUGUAAAAGGAAGAUCAAAAAUAAUAAUCCGUUUCACUGUACGGGGUGCUCUCGAAUUUUGCUCACACCAUAUAUUGGUCUUCAGUAUAAUUCUGAGCACAAGUUGUGUUUGUGUGGAGGGGUGGGAGGGGUGCAGGUUGCCAUGUGGUCUUCCUCAGUGAAGACAGCAGUCAUACCCUUCUCCCAUCCUUCUUCCUCCAUGUCCAUCUUUUUAAUUGUUCUGCCUCGCUGUGGCAAGUUAUUUCUUCUCAGUUCCUCAUCCUUUCAUUAAACUAGCAUGCAGAGAAACUUGUGUCAAGCCUUAUGAAUUAGCACUUCAGUACACCAGUUCUUCAAGGUGUGCUUUUCGCAGAUCUAACACAGGAAAGUUUUCCUUGAAUCUAAGAUGGAUGCUGCAAUACGUGGGAAUCUUGCGGAAGCGUGGUAAUUAAUAGCACGAGAAAAUGAUAUUGUUGGCAUAAUGGGAACCUGUCGUGAUACAUGCAUAGAUUACCUUGACGUACGUUAGUUCUUGGUCAUUUACAAUGGCCGAAGAGGGAAAGUUAACUCAACACUGCUCAAGAUAAAAUCACGCAAACUGUGCACACACAAAUUCCGGAUAGUUUGUUUUUAAAUUUUUCUGGUGUCCUCUCCAUUCGAAUGCCACCAGCCUGUCACGUCGUUCGCCAGGCUGUUGCACAGGUGGAAAGUGGCAUAGCGGCAAGUGCAACAGACAAGCCAGAGACUGGAGACGUGAAGCAGAUUUUGGGGGCAUCCUUCUCAGGUUUAAAGUCACAAAUGUGAAAGCGGGUGGGGUGGGUGACAUGAAGGGUCCCAACAGCUUUCUGACACAGUAACAGGGUGGUUAAAAAUAUAGAAAGGCCAAGCGAAGAAGUGCGCCGGAGUGUUUCAGAAUAUAAGAAACUAAUAAUUAAAAUGGAUUUAAGUACAGUUAACCCGAAACUUGGAUAAUCAGAGCCCUGUACAGUGGCUAGUGUUUAAAUAUCUGAUUUUUCCUUCCUCAAAUAGUUUUAUCUUUAUUGCUCAAAUAUCUGUUUUUAAAAUACUGAGGUUUUUAUUGAGUUUCAAGAUUUGAUGGGUCGUCCUUAUUUCAAUUUUUUUUUUUCCAUGUUGCUGUCAUUUGCUGUUUUAUGCAACCACCUUAAAUUGCAAGAAGUGAGUUAAACUGUUAUAUGCUUAUGAUAUUUAUAUGGAUUUAGGUACACCUCUGGUGCUGCCAACAAUUUUAAAGUGAUAUGUAAAAACCAGUUAAAUAUUUUGAUUCUAUAAUUAAAAAUUUAGAAUGCUGGAUGUGUACGUCGACAGAUUUUUUUAUUUUUAAAAUUUUAUGGUAUUUUAUUUUCUUAGGCUAUUUAUGAUUCUAAAGUGUUCAUUUUUCUUAAAAUCACAGUAGCUGUCCUUCCUUGUGAGUGAUUUUAAAUAUUUUAGUGAUUAGAAUAUGUAUUUGCGGUUUUUCUUAAAGAGUAAAAUUUUUAAAGUAGAGCACUUGUAAAAUAUAACUAUGAUUGCCUUGUCAAUCAAGUUGUAACCAAAGGUUUAUUGCAUAUCAGUUUUAAUUAAUGUAUUGUAAAAAAAAAAGUAAUAUUUUUCUGGUUGUAACAAAAAAUUGCCCGAAUUUUUCGCUAGUAUGAUACAUGGCAGACAUGGUCUUGAGCAUUUGGUUUUUCUUUGGGUGCUAUUGUUUUUGCCACUCAUUCAUUCCAUCAAUGUUCCAUUAUCUUAUCAACACCGUAGUCCUUUGCAGCCACAAUGUUUACAUAGACGUUCAAUUCCGACCAGAUAAUAAGUAAAUAAUUCUGUAAUUGUUGAUUGAAUUCAUGUUUUUAGUUUUUCAAUGCUAAAUGGUGUAUUAACUUGCAUUUCAGUGAUACAUUAUUUUGGUUUUAAAGUAAUUCAUGUAUAAUCUUUUUCCUAGAUAUUAAGUUUCUUAACAUAUUUGAACAUUGUGGCAUUGUUCUUUCACCUUUGUUCUAUAAAAAAAGUUCCACAGUAGCUUAAUUGGAAAUCUACUAUACUGCAGCAAAAACUAAAUUAGUUGUUUAGUGCCGUUCUAUGCUGGUUUCAUAACUGCAUUUGCCUUGUCGGUUUUAUGAUGUAUUUAUGGAAAGAAUGAAUGUGUGUGUCAAAAUCUUACCAAGAAUAAUGUGGUGAUUAUUUAACUUAACAUUACAUUUUUUUUGUUUAUGUUAAUAGGUAGUUUGUGGGAUACAUUGUAAAUUUCAUUUGUCAUUUGUGUUAUUUACAAGGAGCACAGCAAGAGAGUAUCAAGCUCCAAACGGAAGGCUUGACAUAAAAAAAAAGGAAUGACAUCAUUUAUAAACAAAAUUUUUUGAAUUAUAAGUGAGUGCAUAGCUUGAAUAAUCUGUUAAACAAUUUAUCAGGAUUUUACCCCCUUCUCUUUGAAUGGGGGAUCAACUGCCCCCUCCCCUCUUUCUCCUUCCGGAACAUGCCCUUGGAGCAUAGUUGUGAAGGAAGAAUAUCAAACAUUUAUAGAGUAUGUUGUGGCGUUAUUCAAAUACGGAGUGCUUCUCAUGUAAGAAUAUUGUGUGUUGCUUUCCAGUAAAGCAAUCACUCGCUGAAAUCAUCUAUGUUUUAGGCAUAAUUUAAAGGAUUACCAUUUUUGUCUAUACGUAGUUGUUGCAACUUAAAUACAACCCCUAAACUCUUCAAACAAUAUCCAACUAAGUUAUUUAGAAUGUAAUUCUUAAUGCAAAGGUAAGAUUAUGUGUGUUAAUGUAAUUUAUUUGCAUGUAUCUAAUUUAGAGCAAUAAAAUACUAACAUUAUUUUAUAUGCUUGUAAUGCAUUGUGUAAAUGCAUUUUAUGAAGAAAAUUAUGUUGAGAAUGAUUGGAGGAACUGGGAUAUUUUUUUAUUAAUUAAUUAUUAGUAAUGUGAAGUUAUCAAAUUACUUUAAAUGCUGCUUGGUGUGUGACAAAUCUGAUGUUUUGAACAUUAAUUGAUAUACUUUAUUAGAUUUAACAUAUAAGCCAGUGGUGUAUAUUUCCUUGUUAAUUAUAUUUUAUCUUUUAAGACUGAAAAGGAAAGAAUUCAGUUAAUAAGCACUUAGUGUUUAGUUCAACUUUCAAAAGGAACAAAAUACGUAUAGAUUUCGAGAAAGGUAUAUAAUAUCCUAUUUCUCUUAAAAAUGUGUUUUGGUCAUAGAAAUUGUUAACAAAUUAAUUUGAUGCAAUAACAUGUGGGACCUUUAAAUGUUUUUUGUUACUAGUCAAACUCUGAAGUUCAGUAGCUUCUUAAGACUGUAAAUAAAUAGCACUAACUAAAGUUAUUAGUUUAACUUAAUUGAAUUUUAGUGUCUUGAUAAAGUGGUUAUAUCAUGUAUAGGAAAAAAUGUUCAUAUGGUGGACUGAUUUGUAUUUUGUACAUAGAAAAUGUCACUGGGGAAACUUGUUCAUUUGCACUUGCAUAGAUUUUAAUAAAUUAAAAUGUGUUUUUAUAUUUUGUCUUAUGUUAGCAUUGUUCAUCUGUUUUUACUUUUUCGAAUGCUUACAUGCAUGUUAGGGCACGUAUGAUUGUGAAUAUGCACAUAAGACCAAAUCAGUUUUUAAAAAAACCCACUUAAUUUCACACUCUCUCUAUUUUAUUUAGCCGGCCCAUCCUAAUUAUUCACUCUGCAGGCUUUGUUUUAUGUAAUGUAACAAUAAGAGACAUCCAUCACCGACUUUUUCUAUUGCUUUCAUUUCCUGUAUUUUGUAUCAUCCAUUCCUUGUCUUCAGGAAAGUGUAAUUAGGGUUUUGUAAGUAUGUAGAAAUUUAAUAAAUUAUAAAAC
Messenger RNA from Bacillus rossius redtenbacheri, 7274 nucleotides. RefSeq names its product G1/S-specific cyclin-E. NCBI's taxonomy places the organism in Eukaryota, Metazoa, Arthropoda, Insecta, Phasmatodea, Bacillidae. The transcript is spliced from 11 exons. Gene Ontology annotation, biological process: regulation of cyclin-dependent protein serine/threonine kinase activity; G1/S transition of mitotic cell cycle. Gene Ontology annotation, molecular function: cyclin-dependent protein serine/threonine kinase regulator activity. Bases 650 to 1978 code for a protein of 442 amino acids. Gene Ontology annotation, cellular component: nucleus; cyclin E1-CDK2 complex; cytoplasm. The record is from RefSeq and is a predicted model, not a curated record.